AACAUUGUACGCUUUAGGAUAAAAUGGUUUGUAAUGGCUGUUACAGUCGGAACGAUUUGGAAUGAAACGGGGUGAGUUGGCAACCCUGAUUAAAGCCUGGAACCCUGCAGGUUUGUUCAGAGUUUGCAGCACUGAGGAGAACUUCACAAUGAACUUCAGGAUCCGAGCAGCGCGAGAGGAGGACUGCAGAGACAUCCAGAGAAUGAUCAUGGAGUUGGCAGUGUAUGAGAAGAUGGCUGACCAGGUGAAGAUCUCACAUGAAGAGCUACAGAGAGACGGGUUCGGUCCAAACCCGUUUUAUCAGUGUCUGAUAGCCGAGGUGCCAGAGGAGCUGAAAUCUGAUGAAGGACACACCACAGUUGGCUAUGCACUCUAUUUUUACACCUACAGCACAUGGAAAGGAAGGAGCAUCUACAUGGAGGAUCUGUACGUCAUGCCCGAGUUCAGAGGUAAAGGUGUGGGGAAAGCACUGAUGGCGUCUGUAGCUCGAUCGGAGCAGUGUGUCUAUGAGUGUGCGAGACAGAAGCUGGAGAAUCUGCUGAAUAAGAGCAUGAAGAUCCGUAUGACGGACGGGAGAACGCUGCUCGGCCUUUUCCUCUGCACUGACCGAGACUGUAACGUCAUUCUGGGUUCUGCUCAGGAAUUCCUCAGAACCACCGACUCAUUCUCCCAGGCUGAGCCACGUGUUUUGGGGUUGGCGAUGAUUCCUGGUCAUCAUGUGGUGUCGAUUGAAGUGGAGACGGAGAGUUUACAGAGCCAAGGCCUCUGAGCAGGGCAUCAUGGGAAAUGGAGUUUUACUGUCAGUAUGCAGAGUCAAGCGUGUGUGAGGACACGGGACAGCAUGGACAUUAACGAGAGACAUGGAGCUCAUAUUCACACCCAACCCUGUGUGUGUGUGUGUGUGUGUGUGUGUGCGCGCGUGUGUGUGUGUGGCUGUGUUAUUAAAUGUAAAUGUGUGUGUGUGUGUGUGUGUGUGUGUGUGUGUAACAGUGAGAGAUAUGCUGAUAAUGCUGGUAACUGCGAUGGUUUGGCGCGUCGCUUCGGCACAUUCGGGAAUUGACGUGAGGCGGCCGCGUGGCGUAAACCGGCGUAAACAGUGGAGUACAGCAGCAUGUGGCACUGUGUCCUGAAUAAACAAACUAGCCUUGUGUCUCGA
Messenger RNA from Pangasianodon hypophthalmus (striped catfish), 1156 nucleotides. It is a transcript of the gene sat2b, whose product is annotated as spermidine/spermine N1-acetyltransferase family member 2b. NCBI's taxonomy places the organism in Eukaryota, Metazoa, Chordata, Actinopteri, Siluriformes, Pangasiidae. The coding region runs from base 62 to 769 and encodes 235 amino acids. Gene Ontology annotation, cellular component: NatC complex. Gene Ontology annotation, molecular function: RNA binding; N-acetyltransferase activity. The transcript has 7 exons. The record is from RefSeq and is a predicted model, not a curated record.